This is a messenger RNA of Quercus lobata, 1533 nucleotides long. RefSeq names its product probable serine/threonine-protein kinase PIX13. The record is from RefSeq and is a predicted model, not a curated record. Gene Ontology annotation, molecular function: ATP binding; protein kinase activity. Gene Ontology annotation, biological process: protein phosphorylation. The transcript has 6 exons. The coding region runs from base 1 to 1533 and encodes 510 amino acids. NCBI's taxonomy places the organism in Eukaryota, Viridiplantae, Streptophyta, Magnoliopsida, Fagales, Fagaceae.
AUGGAUGAAGAAGAUAAGGAGAAUGUAAAUUCACAGGUAGAUCUGAGUACACUUGUAGCUGAAGUUCGCAAAUCUUCCAGGAACAUUAGACCUCCACAACAUUAUUCACCUGUUUUAAAUUAUCUCCUAUUGACUGAUGGUGGUGAGCCAGAUUGCACUUUUACUGUGCUUCUUGUGAAUCCAAUUAGGCCUCACAGUUGCACUUUUAUUGUGCUUGUUGUUGCUAUAUUCAUCAUUGCUUGUUUCUUUUUAAUGUACCCUUCUCCACUUUUAGAAAAAGAUCAUGCGAAAGGGGGGUCAGGUAUUCAGCCACUUCCAUGGGAUAUACGGCUUAAGAUUGCAAUUGGAGCAGCUCGGGGCCUGGCAUUUUUGCACACAUCUGAUAAGCAAGUUAUUCAUAGAGGUUUUAAAUCCUCCAAUAUACUGUUGGAUGGGUCCUAUUUUGCCAAAAUAUCAGACUUUGGCUUGGCAAGGUGGGGUCCAUCAGCUAGUCAAUCACAUGUGACAAUACGAGUAAUGGGCACGUAUGGUUAUGUAGCUCCAGAGUAUUUAGCCACAGGGCAUCUGUACGUCAAGAGCGCCGUGUAUAGUUUUGGUGUUGUUUUAGUUGAGAUACUAACAAGUUUACGAUGUCCAAUUACUAAUCCUUCUAUCUCAACAACGCCGAAGAGCAAUAAUAGUUCAAAAUCUAAUAGAACACCUCCAAAAUUCUCUCAUUUGGUACCAUCAUUCUUCUCCGCAGUCAAGCUACUAACAAAUAGUUCCAAAAGACCUAGACUCACAAUCCUUAAGACAGGAUUUGAAGUCUUGAUGAAAUUUGAAGUUAAGAAAGAAUUUCCUUUCAAAAUGCUAUUUGAAACGACUAACAAUUUCUCAAAUGAUCACAAGAUUGGAACAGGUAGCUUUUUCUCAGUCUACCAUGCAGAUGAUGGCCGAGAAGUGGCUAUUAAGUGCGAGAACGGUGCCUGUGCUUGUGAAAUUAACUUGAAAGCUUUGUCUCGCCAUAGUCACAAUAAUCUUGUUUGCUUAUUAGGAUUUUGUGAGGAUAGUAUCAAGCCCAUAUGGGUCUACGAGUACAUGAAAAAUGGUAGCCUUCAUGACCAUCUUCAUAAGCUUCAAAGUAGUCCUCUAAUGUCAUCAUGGGCUACCUGGAUUAAAGUGGCACUAGAUGCAGCAAAAGGCAUUGCUAAGGUGUCUGAAAUCGGUCAUUUUGUGAAGCAGCUCGUGGUAGACAAGAUGGAGCAUUUUUUUGAUCUGGUAGAGAUGGGAGCCUUGCAUUACAUGGACCCCGAGUACAGACGUCAACUUAAUGUGCAAUUGACAACGAAAACUGAUGUUUACUGCUUUGGAGUGGUAUUGCUAGAAAUUUUGUCCGGGUACAAAGCUACUGAUAUAAAUGGAAAUGAGGAGCUACAUAGCUACAUUGCCCAAAAUAAAAUUUGCAAGGUUUUGGACCCGAAAGUAUCACCACCUACUCCAUUUGAAAGAAAGGCAGUGGCACAUUUUGGGUCCCUAGCUUUGGAUUGUGUCUAA